Molecule: messenger RNA, 2841 nt
Organism: Porites lobata
Lineage: Eukaryota; Metazoa; Cnidaria; Anthozoa; Scleractinia; Poritidae
Source: the annotation of a GenBank genome assembly
AUGAACGGGAUUUGCUUGUUGCUUUUCGUGGGAGUCAUCAUUUUGGAAGCAGCAUCAUGCCAAACUUCUCAGGGUAGGUCACUCUUAUCCGCACUAUAAUAACCGUAACGACGUAAAAAGAAAACAACAGACUGAACGACCUUAUCAUGUCCGAUCAAGUCGCAAGUAUUGCAUUAUGUUCCAUUCUAUUCUAUAAGUCAGAUGAGUCGACCUGAUAAAAAACGCAGUAAAAAAAAAUCGAUAACCACUAAUUAAUCUACGUGACUUAUAGAGACUAGCUUACCAAAACUAAAAAAAGUUACUCUUUCAAGGAGUAAGUCAACACACUGUACUGGCGUCUCAAAAGUUUCUUCUUCGACUGAGCAAGGGCAUCCAACGUCAAUUUUUGGAAAAUAUCUGUUCGGAAGACGAUUUUGAGAUCUAGAAUUUUCGGAACAUUUUUGUUGUAAAAUUUCUUGCUUGCCUGCCUCUCCUAGCAUUUUCGAACAUCUAAAAAAUGGUAUAAUUGCCCAUUUUUAACGGAUUUUUACCCUAAAAAGGUCACCUAGAAUUUUCGGGAGCCUUUUUUCUGGCUGAAAUUUUCGAAAAGGUAAGUUUUUAUUCCUAUAAUUUUCGGAUCACUAGCCUUUCAGCUAGGAAAUCCGAACAGGUGAAAAAUUUUUAGGGGAUAAAAAUAUGCCUAUAUCUGCCGUUUAAAUACUAAAAUACGUUCAACAAUGCUAUGUUUGAAUGGUUUUGAACUAUAUUCUCGAUGGGUGACCCUGACUGAGGAAAGUAUUCACUCCAUAGUAAAAAGCGAGGCUAACUAGCAAAUGUGACCCCCUGAACUGCGUUUUUAAUUGUCCCAGUUGGAAAAUGUGGUAUCCUCUGUGUGAUUUUUUGUCUUCUUUUCCACCUGUUCAUUCUCCGGUUCUUAGUAAAUAUAAAUUUCAUUACGUGGUAUUUACCUAGAAAAUCUUCAAAUAAUUAAUGAUUCAUGAGGAGAAAACUGACAAGAUAAUUAAUUCUAUACCCCUGAGUAAAUUUAGGAACUGAAUCGGAUCCCCAUUAUUAGAAAAUUUCCCAGGCUUUUGCGUGAGGUUUCUUAACUAGUGAGGAGAGUCAAAUCUCUUGACAUACACACUUUUCAAUGCCUUCCCACUAUAGGGAGGAAGGGCUCCAGCGAGAAUUUUGAUGACUUAUUGUGAAGUUUCAUUCUAAAGUUUUGUCUAUCCGCCUUCUUGCCAAAAGGCCCAGGCAGCGUGCUAGGUACUAGGUGCUCCAUGUGAUUGAGUCCCAUACUAGUGUGGCGAAGAAAACUCAGCGGCGGAUAGCCAGAAGAGGUCAUCAAAGUUUUUUAUCCUUAUUUUCUCCCUUUCAGCUGAAACUUCAUGCAGGUCAUGCUCACUUCCAUGGCACCUGGCGUAUCAUCACGAUGAGAAUGGCAACACGAUUGCCGGGUGGAGGUAUGGCUUGAUAUCUGCCGUGUUAUCAAGUGCACGCGUUCGCGUGGUCAUCUUGGGAAAUUCGUACAGUACAGAGACGGAUAAUAUACAUGUACACGCUGGUCAUGUUUUCGCCCAACUUCUGCAGCAUGUCAGUAAAGCAUCAUGGGACAGGUUUCAAGAUAACGCCUACUGGUGGUGGGUGUACGUGUCAACCAACGGACAGAUGCAGAUGACCAGGUACAGCGUUGGCUCCAGUACACAUCGUGGAACCAAUGGUUUAAGGACAAGCAUUAAAUGGUACGUGCAGAGGUUAGCAGUCUUCCUAACACCAUUAUAUUCAAACCAGGCAAAUGGAAACAAAGAGCAAGGUGACUUGGAUGACCUGGUGACGAGCGUUCAGAAUGGCCAAGAAAUCCGAUGUGUUAGCACUAAGGGUUACUCUUUUCCUCUCCAGAACGUGGCAGUUAACACUAAUGGUGCCAAGUACGUUUCAGGGCAAAGCUUAGACCACAUAAGUACUCGCACUAGCGGCAACCUGAUCCAGUUUCAGAGCCAUGCCUAUUGGUGGUUCACCGUGGUGACUACUCGUGGAUUACGUGACAUGUCACGCUGGAAUGUUGGGGCCCACACGUCACGAGGUCACACCCAAGAUACUGUGGCCAUCGAAUGGUUUUCAGAUGGCUGCUGGAGGGAAGUUUUCUCCAAUGAUGACAGUGGAAAUUACCUAUCUGGAAGCCGCCAGGCACUUACGUCAGCCUUAUUGUCAGGACACCGUGUACGUUUCCAGAUCCCUGCCUGGAAUUACUACACUGCCGAGGCUGACAAUCUCUCUGUGCGCAGAGGUCAUGUUACAGCUCAGGCGAUCAAACAUGUCAGCAAGAAAGGAUUAACUGGAUUCCAAAACGACGCCUACUGGUUUUGGUUGAUGGUUUCCACCACAGGUACCGUUCGCGCCACAAGGUACAAUGUCGGAGAACACAGGCACCGAGGUGAUUCUACAUAUAGGCUGACAGUAAAGUGGUUCAUUGAUACCCGAAGCUGGACCCAUGCCCUGUCCAAUGAUCCCUCCGGAAAGAUUUUAAGCGGAGACAGGAAAUCUCUGGUGGAUGCUGUAAGAAAUGGAGCAGACAUACGCUGUGUCCAAGGAAAUGAAAAGCAAGGCUAUGCAUACAAAGCUCAAAAUCUUGCUAUUUCUCCAGAUGGAAAUAACGUCGCUGCACAAGCAAUCAGCCACAUCAGCAUGAUGUCCGCCCCCAACCCACAAGAGGUGAAGAUUCAGUCCAAUGCCUAUUGGUGGUUCACUAUCGUGUCUACAACUGGCCUGAGAGAGAUGUCUCGAUGGACCGUGGGUGAGCAUGUAGAUCGUGGGCAUACCUCUGACAGAGUUGGCCAGAAGUGGUUUGUCAACAACUGA